Molecule: messenger RNA, 1238 nt
Organism: Drosophila rhopaloa
Lineage: Eukaryota; Metazoa; Arthropoda; Insecta; Diptera; Drosophilidae
Gene: Amacr
Product: alpha-methylacyl-CoA racemase
Exons: 2
Coding region: 63-1187 (374 amino acids)
Biological process (GO): bile acid metabolic process
Cellular component (GO): mitochondrion
Molecular function (GO): alpha-methylacyl-CoA racemase activity
Source: RefSeq, a predicted model, not a curated record
ACAAUGGCGUUCAAAGUGCAUUUACUUGCCUUCUUACUUUUCAGUUAAAAACCCAUUGAAAAAUGCCGUUAAAAGGCAUUAAAGUGCUGGAAUUCGUGGGUUUAGCUCCGGGACCAUUAUGUGGCAAGAUCCUGAACGAUUUUGGGGCCACCGUCACCCGAAUCGAUAAGGUUCUUGAUAAUCCAUUGGACGUACUGCAGCAGGGAAAACGCACAAUAAGCGUGGAUCUGAAGAAUAUAAAGGGUCAGCAAUUGGUGCGCCGGUUGGCCCAUAAAUGCGAUAUCCUCAUCGAGCCUUUUAGACCGGGAGUUAUGGAGAAACUUAAUUUGGGUCCUUUUGAGUUAUGUAAAGCGAAUCCCCGCCUGAUUUACGCCCGUCUCACGGGAUUUGGCCAGAACGGAAGAUUGGCACCACGGGCGGGUCAUGAUAUCAACUAUGCCGCCAUAUCGGGAGUGCUUUCCAUGUUGGGCAGGCGUGAUGAGAAGGCCACUCCACCCAUUAACCUACUGGCAGAUUUCGCGGGCGGCAGUGUGAUGUGCUCCCUGGGCAUUUGUCUCGCCCUCUUGGAGCGCCACAAUUCCGGAAGGGGUCAAGUGGUAGAUGCCUCCAUGGUGGAAGGAGCUGCUUAUGUGGCCAGUUGGCUUUUUAUGUCCCGGAAUCUAGAAAUAUGGGGACGAGAGCGGGGUGACAACCUCAUCGAUGGUGGGUCAUAUUUCUAUGAUACCUACAAAACCAAAGACGGUCUCUACAUGUCAGUCGGCGCCCUAGAACCGCAGUUCUUUGAGCUUCUGAGACAGCGUUUGCAACUCCCAGAUGAUCUCUCCCAAUUUGGUGAGGAGCAUCAGGAUCGUGGAAGGAGGCUUCUCACAGAAGCCUUUUUAACCAAAACCCAAGCGGAAUGGUCACAGAUCUUUGAGGAUGUGGACUCUUGUGUCUAUCCCGUGCUGGACUACCGGGAGGUUCAUAAGCACGACCACAAUAAGGAGAGGGAAUCAUUUGAGGUUAUUCAGGGAACGCCUGUUCCACGUCCAGCUCCACUUCUAAGUAGAACUCCUGGAAAGUUGCCCAAGGCAACUGAUAAUAAGCAGCUGGGCAGCCUAAUCGAAGAACUGGACCUUAAGCCCCAGGAAUUAAAAGACUUACUAGACUCGGGAGUACUAACACUUCCGGAGAAGGCCAAACUUUAAAAGAUGUAUCCUCACAUUAAAUAAAACACAUUGAUUUUUGUUGCUCUUGCA